AAAAAAGGUAGCUCCUUUUUUCUUCCUGCAUGUAAAUAUUACUUUCGUACGCUUUGGGUAGCUAAUUUCCAAUACAUUGUUAUAUAUGUGUAUAGACUCUGUGCUACACGUUUUAGGGAUAGGAAGCUUGCUGGCAAGUGUCUAGUGUGUAACAUUAACUAUGAUAUGAAACUUCGAGUCAUUCAACUGCUUUCCAGUUACUGUAGUUACCCAGAAUGCUAUCGUUCAAUCAAUUAUUGUGGCUAUUUUGUAGCCUAGCUUUUAUUUUACUAUCACAAUGCACCUAUGCAAAAUACUUAAAAAGCUCAUGUAAUACCUGCAAACAGAUAGCUGAUAACUUCAGUAAGGGAUUGGACCGAACGAAAAAGCAGAACUUUGGUGGAGGAAACACCGCUUGGGAGGAGAGGGCACUUUCCAAAUAUGAGACAAGUGAGAUCCGCCUAGUUGAGAUUCUGGAGAAUCUGUGUGACAGCAGCAGCUUUGACUGUAACCACAUGGUAGAGGAGCACGAGGACCACUUUGAGACCUGGUGGUUCAAGAGGCAAAAUAAGCAUCCUGAUCUGUAUAAGUGGUUUUGCGUUGAUACCAUCAAGGUGUGCUGUUCGACGGGAACGUUUGGCCCUGAUUGUAAUGCCUGUGUGGCGGGUUCUGAGAGGCCUUGCCAUGGCAACGGCGUUUGUGAUGGUGAUGGAACACGAGGGGGUAACGGCAGGUGCAACUGUGACCAUGGUUACAAGGGGGAGUUCUGUCUGGACUGCAUGGACGGAUACUUCAAUGAAAUUAGGAACGACACGUUUUCACUAUGCACAGAGUGCCACACCUCCUGCAAGACCUGCACUGGUCUAACCAAUGAGGACUGUGAGAAGUGCAAGACUGGCUGGGGGGAGGAUGAUGAGGGGACCUGUCUUGAUGUGAACGAGUGCUUGAACGACCCUCCUCUCUGCAAAGAGGAUCAGUACUGUCUGAACACGGAUGGCUCGUUCUCCUGUAAAGGCUGUGACGAGGUGUGUUCAGGCUGUACUGGGGCAGGGCCUGAUAAGUGCCAGAGCUGUGCUCCUGGGUACCAGGACACAGAGGGCACCUGCACAGAUGUGAACGAGUGUGAGCAGACUGAUGCUGUGUGUACUGCGGAGAACCAGGAGUGUUUUAACAACAAAGGAAGCUACAUCUGUAUCUGUGCCAGCAGGUACGAGGAACAGGAGGGAGUCUGUGUCAAAAUACCAGAGCCAGAGGAGAAUGAGGCAGAAAUAGUGAAACAUCCAGAAGAGCACGAAGACCUUUGACCUCAGGAAAUGAACUAAUAGGAACAAACCAGGAAGAGCAUUUGGAGUAAAUUAUGAGGUGGGUGUCACCCGUGAGACUACACCCCUAUAGCUCUCAGAAUAUAUUAAGACCACUCCCUUUAAAGCAUUGCGACUACAUGGCAGUUGAUCACUCGACAUGCAUACUGCACUAUUUACAGAUUUAUACCUGUCGAUCAUGGAUGGACAGCCAACAGAAUGGCUGAUAAAAUUAAAGAUUCAAUCCCCAACUACUCUGGUUCUUGUUUUUGCUGUGGUUAACCCAAGUGUUGUCUGUUUUUUAAAUUCAUGCAGGAUUUUGAAUGUUAGUCAAAUAAAGUUUGAGAACAGAAAUUA
Molecule: messenger RNA, 1637 nt
Organism: Oncorhynchus keta (chum salmon)
Lineage: Eukaryota; Metazoa; Chordata; Actinopteri; Salmoniformes; Salmonidae
Product: cysteine-rich with EGF-like domain protein 2
Exons: 10
Coding region: 216-1283 (355 amino acids)
Molecular function (GO): calcium ion binding
Source: RefSeq, a predicted model, not a curated record